Molecule: messenger RNA, 1284 nt
Organism: Cladocopium goreaui
Lineage: Eukaryota; Dinophyceae; Suessiales; Symbiodiniaceae
Source: the annotation of a GenBank genome assembly
AUGCAUGGUAAGGAUUCUUUUUGGACUGGGGUCCCAGUGGGUUACGAUGAGCCCCUCCCGAGAACUCCGGAUGUCUUUCCUCGAAAGGAGAAGGUGAGACAGUUGGAUGAGUCGGAGUACAAUAAUUUGGCUUGCAACUACCGCUCGGCCCGAGAGAUGUCGGAAGAGCUGGAAAAGAAGUUCAGGGAAGAAGAGGCUUUGGGGAGGAUGAUCCCAACCACCUUAUCAGCUUUGCAAUCAAAACACCCUGAGCGAACCCCUUUGGUGGCAGCAAUGGGGGCCAUCAAGAAACCGAAUGGUGAUGUCAGACCGUUGCAUGACGGUACCCAUUUCGUCCAGCUUAAUAACAAUAUUUGCUUCCAGGACCAGUUGCAAUACCCUGGACCUGAGGAUGCUGCUGCCAUGAUCCGUUUGGUGGAAGAUGACGAAGAAUCUCUUUUUGCGAUGUCGGCAGAUAUCAAAGCGGCACACCGCCUGGUGAAGAUCCGAGAAGAGGAUUGGCCUUUGUUGGGGUGUAGGGCUCAUGACGACGAUAAGACCAUCUGGAUCAACACCGUCGGGACAUUUGGGGUAUCAUCGGCGAGUUACUGGUGGACACGCCUCUUCGCUGGGAUUGGACGACUGGUUGCCUACAUCCUGGGACAGGAGAAUUGGUUUCAAUUGGUUUACGUUGAUGACUUGCAUCUCACCUGCCUGGGGCCACGCAAGUUUCUUGUUUUGUGGACGGCCUUGGCACUGUAUGAGAUAUUGGGCACACCCUUCUCCUAUGCAAAGUUUUCAGGCGGCCUCCAAGUCUGCUUCGUGGGGUAUUUGCUGGAUUACCGUGCCUGCCGUUUGGGCAUUACCCAACGGAGGGGAGCUUGGCUGGUUUCUUUCAUCGAUGAGAUGUUUGCUUCAAAAGGAACGAUUUACAUGAGAAGGUUCAAUGAGUUUCUGGGCCGCCUUGGUUUCGUCUCUAGGGUAUUGCUCUGGUUGAAACCUUUCUUGGCCCCUCUUUAUUCGUGGAGCGCAGCGCUCGACCGGGGUACAGUUGCCAAAUGUCCCAAGCUGGUGAUGUUAGUUUUGAGAUUCUUGCAGUUGCAGCUGAAGGACUGUACCUACAUGCAUUCAUGUAGCCGCCCUACGGUUCUGCCACAGGAAGUCUUUAGGACUGACGCCAAAUGCGCCAAGGGCAAAGUCGUGCUGGGUGGACAUCAUCUUCAAACGGGCUACCUGGACAAGGACAUGCUGAGGUCCACGGCGCAGAUUGUGAACCUGGGCAAAUUUGAGAAAUCUGACUGGUAG